Diprion similis is the source of this 3039-nucleotide messenger RNA. RefSeq names its product inositol polyphosphate 5-phosphatase E (gene INPP5E). The record is from RefSeq and is a predicted model, not a curated record. Gene Ontology annotation, molecular function: phosphatase activity. NCBI's taxonomy places the organism in Eukaryota, Metazoa, Arthropoda, Insecta, Hymenoptera, Diprionidae. The coding region runs from base 16 to 2664 and encodes 882 amino acids. The transcript has 6 exons. Gene Ontology annotation, biological process: phosphatidylinositol dephosphorylation.
GUGUUGGGUACAUCCAUGCAUCAAGCUGGCCUGUUCAGUAUUGAGCCUCCGUGCUGGGUUAGUGUGAAGCUACCUUCUUUGGGGAGUGGAUAUCUUUUGUGGAGAGCAGAGCAGUGUGGAAAACCUGAGUAUAGUGAAUUGCGUUUAAUAGGUGAAUGUGUCAAGAUGUCUAACUCGAAUAAAGUAUGUAGAAAGGAAUCAUUCCUAGACAGAUUUACUGGAUUAUUUAAAAAGAAAAAAAAGCAUAAAUCUGCCAGCCGGUCCCCGAGUCAAGACCAAACAAACAGCGACGCAUUGGGAGAGGGUCGUUACAUACAGGGAACGUCUAACAGUUCGGAGCUUGAAGAUGAGAAAAAAAAGGUGAUUACCUAUGCAGCAACAAGUAGUAGUGAAACGUCAAGCUUGUCUUCUGGUAUUGAUCCAUCUAAUGUGUUUGCUGCCUCCUCAAACAGUGAAAGAAAUAAUAAGCCGGCUACACAUCUGGCUAGUACAAGUCGAGUGAAUGGUACAGCAGACGGGGAAGAUUCGAAUCAGAGUAACAAGAAGGAGACGAGUUCAUACUCUAGAUCUAAUGUUUCAAAAUUUAAAAAUGCGUCGAAAAAUAAUUCUUUCGAAGAAUCCAGGCUUGUCGAUGCCAUUAAUAAUGAUUCACGGAUUACAAAAUUGGUUAUCAACAAUACUGCUAGCAAAAUAUUAAUCAAUCACCUUGAUGACACCUCGAAAGAUAACUAUUCCAAUACUGCAUCUGAUGAGACGAAAGAAUUAAAGAAUGAAAAAGUAUCGUCUGAAAUUAUGAAAAGAAAAUGGUUCAAUAAUGAGAAUGUUGAUGUCGUAACGCAACAAAGUCAAGUUGCGAUAAAGUCGGAAAAACUGGAGAGGAAGGAAGAAGAAACCUCGCAAAUUGAAACUGAAAUGCAACAAUUAAAUAUAAACGACGUUACUGCUCUCCCAGAACCUUCACUCCCGAAAGAAAAAUUGAUUCAAAUGAAAUUACACGACGGGGAAUUCCUCAAAGACGAAACGAUUUCACUAAUUGAAGUAGAAAAAGAUACUCGAGCUCCAGAAAACUAUUAUUUCACAACUGGGAAAUAUGCGUCAUACUUUCUUUUAGCAAUAGAAAGACAGUAUUACGAUCCUUCCCAAGUGUAUAGUAUGGUUCGUUAUCACAACGAUGAAGAUUCGGAUGAUUCUGAUUGGGAAGGUGGAAAUUCGUCACCCGAACCAACUUCUCCCAACAUACAAGGAAGUAUGAGACGCCGUUUGUUACAUCGACGAUCAGCUGAUAACUUAAUAGUAAACUCGCCAACAAAUUCCAUGAGGCACUCUAGCCCAGAAUCAGUAAAAAGUGCUCCGAUACAACUCAAGCCCAGAUCAACAUCACACGAUACAUUGUCAAAGAGGAAAGAUAAACAAGGAAAUCAAGCAGAUGGAGUUUCUAUGGACAGUCUUGCAAAGCAGUCAUUACUUGCUGCCCAAGUUCUCAAUCUUAUACCAACUCAGAAAGCCAGAGACAGAAACUUUCUUCACGGGCGAGUCGCAGCUAAUUCUUUAUUAGGUCCAGUGGAAUUGGAAAAGGUUCUUCCAAACAGGGAGAUAAAAAUAUUCGUUGGUACCUGGAACAUGAAUGGGCAAUCUCCACCUAAAGAACUCAAUGACUUUAUGUUACCAUCCUGUAUGGAAACGAUUCCUGAUAUGCUGGCUAUCGGAACACAAGAAUCCUGUUCUGAACGGACCGAGUGGGAGGCAGCUUUGCAAGAAACUCUGGGUCCCUCGCACGUUUUGCUAACAAGUACCGGACUUGGAACGUUACAUUUGGCAUUGUUUGUAAGAAGAGAUCUUAUAUGGUUCUGCUCCGUUCCGGAGGACUCUUACUUUUCAACCAGACCAGGCACUGCUUUCAGAACUAAGGGAGCUGUGGCUUUGGCCAUAAUGCUAUUUGGAACGAGCUUUUUAUUUGUUACUGCUCACUUGACGGCGCACCAAGACAAAGUCAAAGAAAGAAUAAACGAUAUUAAAAGAAUUGUAAGAAAUUUGGAUCUGCCAAAAGAUUUACCGACAAGAAAACACAGCAAAGAUGUGACGCAAAAUUUCGAUUGCGUUUUCUGGUGCGGGGAUUUAAACUUUCGUUUGGCUCAACCACGAGAAGAAGUAAUUCAAUGGAUCACAGACACCCGAUUCCCACAAGAAACGCCAAUAGAUUUACACGCCGAUCAAUUGUGUACAAUUUUGAAAGAAGGGUCAGUUCUUCGAGGUUUUAAAGAAGGUGGGAUAAUGUUUCCGCCGACAUUUAAAUAUGAUCCAGGAACUCAGAACUUUGAUUCGAGCAGCAAGCAACGCAUUCCUGCCUACACAGACAGAAUUCUUUUCAAAGGAAAAGACCACAGUCGAGACUACGUACAAAGAGUUAACGAGAGCACAAAUUCGUACAAAGAUGGUAUCUUAGAAUGUCUAAUAUACGAUUCUGUACCCAGUAUUUGCACAUCUGAUCACAAACCUGUUUGGGGAGUUUUUAAGACUAUACUUCGACCAGGAAUAGACACUAUUCCGUUGGCAGCUGGAUUGUUUAACCGAGAGAUUUAUUUGGAAGGCAUAAAGAGGCGAGCAGCUGCUAUGGAUGAUUCCCCCGGAACAUCAAGGAAGAAUUCAAGAAAGACAACCCCGUAGACGUUAGGCAUACACAAUUACCGAUGAAUCAACCACUACAUUAUGAUGAACUUUGCAUUGUUCCUUCACAAUUAUACAUAUAAUUACUAACUCUUUACGUGAAUUCGUCUUAUCGCGCAAUUUCUAAAUUUCUGAUUCUCGGGACCAGAUAACGUUAUGGCGAGAUAUUAUUUCCGAUGUCCCAUUAUUCUACUUCUUUAACGUUUUUAAAUAAGAUAUUAGAUAUAAAAAGUAGUUCAACCAUACAAAUUUUGUCAUAAUAGUUUUACUUGAGUUCAAUACAAUUCAAAAUAAUGGAAUACUAAUUUAUUCACUGGAUGUUACAUGAAUUUGUUUUUGCCUUAAUUUAAUCACUGAACUUUGGAAUCUCAAAUA